Sporothrix brasiliensis 5110 is the source of this 1410-nucleotide messenger RNA. Its product is annotated as pyruvate dehydrogenase E2 component (dihydrolipoamide acetyltransferase). Gene Ontology annotation, biological process: pyruvate decarboxylation to acetyl-CoA. Gene Ontology annotation, molecular function: dihydrolipoyllysine-residue acetyltransferase activity. The transcript is spliced from 2 exons. Gene Ontology annotation, cellular component: pyruvate dehydrogenase complex. The record is from RefSeq and is a predicted model, not a curated record. NCBI's taxonomy places the organism in Eukaryota, Fungi, Ascomycota, Sordariomycetes, Ophiostomatales, Ophiostomataceae. Bases 1 to 1410 code for a protein of 469 amino acids.
AUGCUCGCUCCCGUCCUCCGGAGGCGCGUCUUCCAGCAGCGGACCGUCCUGCGGUACGCCGUGCCGUCGGCACUCGCCCGCUUCUAUGCCUCCUACCCGCCACACACUGUCGUCAAGAUGCCCGCCUUGUCGCCUACGAUGACGGCUGGCAACAUUGGCGCGUGGCAGAAGAAGCCCGGUGAUGCCAUCGCCCCUGGCGAUGUGCUCGUCGAGAUUGAGACCGACAAGGCCCAGAUGGACUUUGAGUACCAGGAGGAGGGUGUCCUCGCCAAGAUCCUGAAGCAGACGGGCGACAAGGACAUUGCCGUAGGCAACCCCAUUGCUGUUCUCGUCGAGGAAGGCGGUGAUGUCAGCGCCUUUGAGGGCUUCACCCUGGCAGAUGCUGGCGGUGAUGCCGCGCCCGCUGCUUCCGAGUCCAAGGAUGCUGCUCCUGCCGAGUCCGCCCCGACCCCUGCCCCGACACCAUCCGAGUCUGCCGCUCCCGCCGAGCCCGAGGACAACAGCUCUCCCGGCCGCCUUCAGACCGCGCUCGAGCGCGAACCCAACAUCGGUGCUGCCGCCAAGCGCCUUGCCAUUGAGAAGGGUGUGAAGCUGGAUGGCCUUAAGGGCUCGGGCCCGGGUGGCAAGAUCACUGAGUCCGACGUCCAGAAGGCCGUGUCCUCUGGCUCGUCUGCGCCCAGCGGUUCGGUUGCUGGCGCUGCUGGCGCUGCCUACGAGGACAUCCCUUUGUCUGGCAUGCGCAAGACCAUUGCCAACCGCCUGCUGGAGUCCUGGAACACCAACCCCCACUAUUUCGUCUCGGCCUCGCUGUCUGUGAGCAAGCUGCAGACGCUGCGCCAGGCCCUGAACAGCACUGCCGAUGGCCGCUACAAGCUGAGCGUCAACGACUUCCUGAUCAAGGCCAUUGGCGUCGCCUCCCGCAAGGUGCCCCAGGCCAACUCGUCGUGGCGCGAGGGUGCCAUCCGCCAGUUCAACACCGUUGACGUUUCCGUUGCCGUGGCCACGCCCAGCGGCCUGAUCACGCCGAUUGUCAAGUCCGUCGAGACCAAGGGCCUCGAGUCCAUCUCCAACGCUGUCAAGGAGCUCGCCAAGCGUGCUCGUGACGGCAAGCUCAAGCCUGAGGAGUACCAGGGCGGCAGCAUCUCCAUCUCCAACAUGGGCAUGAACCCCGCCGUCGAGCGCUUCACCGCCGUUGUCAACCCGCCGCAGGCUGCUAUCCUGGCCAUUGGCACCACCAAGAAGGUUGCCAUACCCUCCGAGAACGAGGACGGCUCCGUCGGUGUCGAGUGGGACGACCAGAUUGUCGUCACGGCCAGCUUUGACCACAAGGUCGUUGACGGUGCUGUCGGCGCUGAGUGGAUCCGCGAGCUGAAGCAGGCCGUCGAGAACCCGCUGGAGCUGCUGCUGUAA